Marchantia polymorpha subsp. ruderalis is the source of this 2955-nucleotide messenger RNA. Lineage: Eukaryota; Viridiplantae; Streptophyta; Marchantiopsida; Marchantiales; Marchantiaceae. The record is from the annotation of a GenBank genome assembly.
CGAGAUUUCGUCGAGGUCCUGUCGUGAACUGCUUCGAUACGGAGCCCGUGACUGCAAAUGCGCAGGAAAAUGGUCGUCAUCGAGUAAAGUAAAGAAUCAAUGGAUGGGGACAUCGAGAGGCGGCUGUGAAAUCUGCCCGAGUCUGGUAAUUGGGAUGCGUCUGAAAUUGCAGGUGAACUGCCGAUCGCUAUGCCACAUGGAGUUCUACUGGAACCUCGGUGUGCUUCUAAAUUGACAGGAAGUUGCGAAUAGGUGCCCGGAUUCUUGGUCGUACGAACUCAGCAGUGGCGAGCAAGUUGCGCAAGGAAGAAAGAUAGAGUCGGCCGGCGUACAUUUUAUGUACGCGAGCGAACUGUAUGUUUUCUUUCACUAUGGACCGGAUGGUGUGAUCUCUGUAGCAUGUUUGUUUGGAUCAUUGGGCGUCUUUUUGGGCUGGAACAUAUAUGGACAGAAGGGCAGGCGAGUGACGUCACAUUGCCGGGCAUUCAAUCAAUGAGCCUCGUGGAAGUGAAGAGUUGACAGUGGAGUCCGAGAAAGGAAGAGUUUAGAACAAUCGGUUAACUGAUUCCCUAUGGACUCGCCAUGCCUGCUCCACUGCGUCCUGUCUGUCCUGGGCAGGAAGCACAAGGCGCGGAGGGCAAAUAGACCAGACGGACGCACGUGAAAGUGAAAUCCCGGGCAUUCAACAACUCCUCCAGAACUCCUCCAAAGCAGCAUGGAUUGCUGUUGUGGCGCGAGGAACUUGAUGGGCGAUGGAUAGAUAGAUAGCUGUGCAGUGAGCCAGCGAGGGCCGAGUCGUUUGUCCGUCGCCAAAGAAAGGAAGCGGGCAUCCAUGCCUGCCAGCCAGCACCCCAGUAUCUUUGUCCUCCGAAACAUUCCUAAUUUAGGCCGAGGAGUGGGGAACGGCCAGCGGCAAAUAGGCAUGUGUUGUUCAUCUGAGCUUCGUGCCGUUGUGUGUCCAAAUCGGAAAGAAUCCUCCGCUGGCCCGGAAGGGAACCUUCACUAGAAUUCCGAAGCCACACACAAUUGAUAAGACAAGACAGCCACGGGAUGAGAGUCGUCCAUGCAGAGCUCCUCCAGGUCUGAACCAAAAGCCAGGGUGUCACAUUUCCAUCACAUGACGAAGGUAGGGUCACAUCUCGAUUCUCGAUGGCGAAUAGAAGUUUUUCUCCUCCUUCGUGACAAUCCUGCUGCGGAGUGGACGUGGUUGUGUCGACAACUGCUUUCCCAAGAAAUCAAGAACAAAGAGAAUCUACCCAAGCCAAUGUUACCGGACUUCCACCACAUCCUCUCAACCCUCCUCCAUGUGAAGGUCCACGUGAAAUUAGGAAUUUGCUCGGAGGGCUUGUGAUGUCAAGGUCAAUGCAGUGAAUCGCGUAAUGAGCGAUGGAAAGUCAAAGUUACCGCUAAUUCAGAAGGAGCAACGACGCCUAGCACCUUAAUGGCGAUGUGGGUGAAGUUGUAGUAACAUGACGGUGAAGAGGAAAGAAAUGCCAUGCGAACGAGCUUGCCAACCUGUUGAUGCUGAGGAAAAAGAAAAAAGAUGGUGGUACAGUUGAGUCAAACUCACUGUCUCUGGCUACAGACGUUGACAAGUAUCCAAAUCCGGCCCUGAAUAAGAAUUCUCUCAAGAAUGAUCCGCAGGUAAAUAGAAAAGAUCCCUGGAGAGGCGGGCAAGCAAGCCGCAUCUAUUUGCUAUCCACAUACAAGAAACAAAUCUUCGAACGCAGUAGAAAAGGCGUCUCUCAAUCAUCGAGCUGGAAAGGAUAUGCACAAACGGUGUGGAGUGGUGGGCGCAUUCGACACCGGAUACAUGUCCGAGAAGCACCAGGUCAUCGUGGUGAGGGCUCCUGUGGUUUGGCGUCAAUAAGAAGACGUGCGUAGUCCACAUGAGUGAAUGUGAAACAUGUUGGAAACGGGAGUAGAGACCAAAUUGUCACUACUCUCGGCACGGGAUGGAGGUUCGGGCCCUGCGUCCGUUCUCAAAACAUUGCCAUGGCCACCCUACAUCUUCAAAAAGCACACACAUACAAGGGGGUACUCUAAAGGGGGGGUGCGUAAAUCUAGGGUGCGACUCGAAGAAAAACCUGUGGCGAUGAACUAGCAAUUAGGGUCGAAAAGCUCAAAGGCAACCCUUGACACUUCAAACUUCCCAACCGCGUGUUCGCCAAAAGUGUUCCACACCUCCCGAAGGAGUAGAAACUAUGGCCGCAUUCUUCACGAAGUUUGGUUGGACUCGUAGGCGGGGAGCGAGUGCUCCCUCACUCUUCCGUCUCGUCAUAUCCGUCCCACGAGAAUUCGGAAACGGCUUAUUGUACUUACGUUACCUAAACGCGGAAAGGAGACCUUUUCCUCCCUUAUUCUCGUGCAGCGAAAGAUGAGCGUCGACGAACAUGACGGCCGUAAAAAAGUGAUAUCGAUUUUUAUAAUAAAAAAUAUUCGACGGAGAAUGGGGGGGUGGGGCUUUCCCAGAUGCAUCACAUUUGUGAACCGCUGGCGUUCUUGGAGAAGAGAGGGAUAAUGAGGUAUCGAUCGAAUCCCUCGAGCGAUGCCUCGAGGUAAACAUUUGAAUAUUUGUCUUAGCGCGUCGGCCUCCACGUUUGUUUCGUCGAGCUCGGAUUCACUCGGCAAGUACUAGGCAUGGUGUUGAGUAGCGUCCUACGAGAAAGGAAUGACAUAUUUUGCAUGAUGUUCAUGAGUAGGAAUGAUGUCUUUGGCAAUUACGGGCCAAUGAGGCCCGAGUAACGGUUUUCUCCCCGAUGUAACCCACGAGGGCGGAAUUCGCCACUCGAAUGUUCUAUGGAAGCACUUUGUAUGAGGGAGGGAGUUAGCCAUGGCAAGAAUCUCUACAUAACGGUUGUAGGUAAUGCAGUAGGUUGACAGAUGGAGGAUGAUGUCUCCCCCUCUCGCUCGCACUCUGCCAUGGUCUUUCCAUCUUCCAUCUAUCUUCCCAUC